ACGCAGUCCUUCUCGACGUAUGCUAUGCGCACGUGGCCAAACAACCAGAGCUGAAGUUGUCCGCGACGAUCACGCCAUUCCAGGAAGACCUCGCCUCGGAGGUGGCCGCUAUGAAAUCUGCACUGUCAAUCUCGGACAAAUGGAGCGCAGUCGUAGGCUAUUCAAGGACCAUUAUCCAGAUAUGCAAUGCCCUGGGAGAGGCUAUCCCUCUAUCGCAGACCGUAUUUGCGCUCCUCGACCUCGGUGUCGACGAACUCGAGAAGAGGACGGAGUAUCACGGACUGAUUGUAUCCCUCGUUGACGAAACGAGUAGGCUCUGUAAAGCCGUCAUCGCCUCGGACAAGCGGGAGUUCAAGGACAAGAGGAAGGAGCAGGGGAAAGCAUGCAACGCGCUGAUCACUGAGUUACUGUGUGUGUCAUCAUUCCUCCGAUCCUUGACCUCGGAGAGUCUCGUUAAGCGAUCGCGCACCGAGGCAAAUGAACGUGUUCAAGACAUGCUGAAGCGGUUGCAAGAGCUUUCCCGCUAUGUCGAAAGUGGUGCGCAUCUCGACGCACAGAACGCUGUGUUCAGGAUCGAGGAGAAGAUCGAUAAUGAGAAUACACUGAGGCGCCUGCCUAUGGCGAGUAUACAGGCGGGCACGAGCAGGGGCUGUCGCCCCAACACCCGCGUCCAGCUACUCGCAGCAAUCACGGACUGGGCCUUCGAUAUAAAAGGCCCGCGCUGUCUCAUCCUUCACGGCGCAGCUGGCAAGGGAAAGUCGGCAGUUGCCAACAGCAUCGCCCGCAUCCUUGCUGAUAUGGGCGCCGUCGCUCCGUUUUUCGCUUUCGAUCGUACAAACCCCACUCGUCACGCUCAUCAAUUAUAUCCGACCCUCGCCGAGAAACUAGCCCGCUAUGACCAGCAAUACCUUGACAAACUGCGCUUGUUGCGUACCGAGCAGCUUGAGACGAUCGAUAUCGAAGACCAACACCGGUACCUGAUGCUCGCCACCCUCCGCCUCUACCAAACGCGCGUUCCCACCAUCUUUGUCGUCGAUGCGCUCGACGAAUGUCGGAAUGACGAUGACAAUAGCAUCGGCGAGCGUGCCACGCUGAUUCGGACUCUGCGCGCGUGCAUAUGGGACCAUGCGCUUCCCCCAAGCAUCCGGUUCUUGAUCACUACGCGUCCGGACGACCUGGAUAUCGCAAGUCUGCUAGGAGAAGACGAGACAAUCGUCGCUGGUCGAUCUAUCGAUCACGAGGAAAAUACCGAGAGCGACAUUCGCAAGGUUGUUGAGGCGAACCUUCGCGGAACCGAUGCCUUUGGGCUAGUAGACGAUGUCGUGCGCGCGUCACAGGCCCUCUUCGAAUGUGCCGCCGUCCUCUGCCGAGAGCUCACCGGCCCGAAUCAACCGAAGAGUGAUGCUGCUCGCCAGAAUCUCAUUCGCAGCAUCAGACAAGAACCUGGACAUCCGCGACUAUACGAGAUAUACCGUCUCGUGCUCCGCACGCAUAUAGGCACGACCGACAAGGUAUACCUGUCGACUUACCGUCAACUUCUCGCGUGGGUGUUAUCUGUGCGACAGCCACAGCCGGGCGUAGUGUUCCAAGAGUUCGCCGAGGUUUUGCUGGUCGGAGAAAGAAUAAACAAAAUGCUCGUGCAUCUUGGGUCUGUCCUUACCGGCACGCUUGCGGGGGACAACGAGCCCAUACGCCCACUCCACACAUCAUUCCGCGACUUCGUUCUCGACGCUGAGGCUAGCGGGCCCUUCACGAUCAAGCCUGUCUUUGCCGCCGCCGACUCGCAGCUCGCUCUCGCGUGCUUCGGCAUCAUGGGCAGGCCAGGAAGCGGUCUGCGAUACAACAUAUGCGGCCUACCCUCUCCUUUCGUGUACAAGAAGGACAUCAAAGACUUGAAUUGUCGUCUCACCGAGAAAAUAUCACCUGGACUCCAGUAUGCGUGUCGCGAGGUCUCGACACAUCUCUUGCACAGUCAGCCCGGUGAUUUAGAUCUGAUGUUGGCCUUGAAGUGGUUUCUGCAGGACCAGUUCUUCUUUUGGCUCGAGGCCUGCGGCUGGCUAGGAUACGAGCCGUGCGACAGUCUUCGCAAAAUGCUCCACUGGAUGAAGAAGCUUAGGCAAGAUGACUUAGCAUCUAUAGUCACGGAGUUCAUCGCUUUCCAAAAGCGAUUCCGCGAAGCAAUAACGAAGUCGCCACCUCAGGUCUAUGUGACCGGCGUCCUCUUUACGCCAGUCGACUCGCAUGUUUCCCGAUUGUACCGGCAUUGCAUCGUAAGCCCCAUCGAUAUUUCCGGAUAUGAGAAGGAGCAAGAAUGGCCAUUGAGCGAACCUCUCGUGAUUCAAGCCGGAAGCUGUAUAUUUUCUGUCGCUUACUCUCCAGAUGGUAAGAAGAUUGUGGCCGGGGGCAACAUCCUUCGCAUAUGGGAUGCAGAGACGGGGCGGCAGGAUGUAGCCAUGCAGGGACAUGCAGGUUGGGUAUCGUCUGUCGCAUUCUCACCCGACAGAUCAAGGAUCGCUUCUGGCUCGCGGGACUUCACCGUUCGACUUUGGGACGCCAAGACCGGGCAGCAGCAGGGCGAGGCAUUGCGCGGACACACUGAUUGGGUUCGGUCAGUCUCAUUCUCUCCGGAUGGCGCCACCGUCGUCAGCGCCUCAGACGAUCGCACAUUGCGAUUGUGGGAUGCGAAGGCCGGGAAGGAGAUAGGUGAAGCAAUGCAGGGACAUACACGUAGUGUGAACUCCGUCGUCUUUUCGUGCGACGGAGCUCGCAUCGUCUCUGGAGCUAAUGACGGCACGGUCCGCAUAUGGGAAACAGCAACACGACAGCAGCUAGGCGAUUCUAUACGCCACACAGUCGAAGUCAGCUCAGUCUCAAUCUCGCGCGACAGCAAGUACGUCGCUUUUGGAUCUGCCGACGGGACCGUCCGUGUAUGUGAUGCAGAAGGGACGCAGCAAGUGUGGGCAUCGCAUGGGCAUACAGGCUGGAUACAUGCGGUUGCCUUCUCGCUUGAUAAUAUGCGCGUCGUCUCAGGUGGGGACGAUAACACCGUGCUCUUUUGGGAUGUGGCCUCAGGAGAGCAGGUCGGCGAUGACUUGCGCGGCCACGCUGAUGGCGUCAGCUCCGUCGCCUUCUCCCCGGACGGGAAGCACAUCGCAUCCGGCUCCUAUGCGGGCACGCUCCGGGUCUGGCACGUGCGAGAGGUUGAGAAGGAACGCGAUACCACAAUCGGACAUACCCGCGCCGUCACCUCUGUCGCUUGCUCGCCGGAUGGCAAGUACAUCGUCUCUGGCUCGCGCGACCAGACGGUGCGACUGUGGAACGCGGAGACGGGACAGCCGGUGGGGGACCCGAUAUGGGACGAUGACCACAUCAACUGUGUCGCAUUCUCGCCGGACAGCACGCGAAUUGCCACCGCCUCGGACGAUGGAACGGUGCGAGUGUUGGAUGUUGAGACGCGACUUCCAGCGGGCGACGAGCUUCGAGGGCAUGACAGCCUGGUUUUCUGUGUCGCAUUCUCACCUAAUGGCACUCAGUUUGUGUCUGGAUCAGCGGACGACACCAUGCGUUUCUGGGAUCUGGCGACAGGGCAGCAAAUCGGCGACGCGCUCAGGGGCCAUGGACAUGGAACUUCUUCCGUGUCUUUCUCCAGUGACGGCUUCUCCAUCGCUUCCGGCUCUCCCAACGGCACUAUUCGAUUUUGGGAUACCCGAACGCUGCGGCCGCUACAGACAUGGCAGGCGCUCCAAGGUUAUCAACAUUGUGUCUGGUCCGUCGCAUUCUCUCCCGAUGGUGUGCUCCUCGUGUCUGGCUCGUCUGACAAAACAAUUCGCCUAUGGGACGUGAAGACGGGCGAGAAUGUGGGUGAACCGCUGGUUGGUCAUACUGAAUGGGUACGAUCUGUCUCCUUCUCGCCUGAUGGAAGGUUCAUCGUGUCCGGAUCUAACGAUGGGACGGUGCGAGUCUGGGAUGUGCAAACUAGACAACAAGUCGGCGUCACUCUGCAAGGUCACGAUGGCGGGGUCAACUCAGUCGCUCUCACUUCUGAUGGCGCUCGCAUCGUUUCUGGCUCUGAUGAUGGUACAAUCCGAGUCUGGGACUUCAGAUUUUUCCAGAGUUUAGAGAAUUUGCUCGUCAGUACGAGUGCAUCCAUGACAAAAACCCGCGCGCAGGCCGCGCUUUGGAAGGGGUUAAAAAGUCCCUGGCAUGGCUGGAUAGUGUCCGGAGAAGACGACGACGACGACGAUGACGACAGUGACGACAAUGACAGUAGUUAUAAGCAACCCCUCCUUUGGAUCCCCCACCACUUGCGGCACUAUCGCCUCAUCAUCUCGUCCCACCAAACCCAGUUUGUGCCGCCGGCUCCCCACAUCCGCAUCACGCUUAACAACUCGUUCCGAAUUGACGAGUGGCCGACUUAUACGCCUGCGCCGGCUCCUGAAGAGCUGUCGAGGGCGCUGGGAAUGAAGGUGUAGGAUUGACAUCGCAUGUCACCGAACGUAGGAAUCUUCAUCCGAGCUGGGUGCUACGAGCCAGACAGCUACGCGCGGCUGGGCUUGCACACACUCGAAUAUC
Molecule: messenger RNA, 4572 nt
Organism: Schizophyllum commune H4-8
Lineage: Eukaryota; Fungi; Basidiomycota; Agaricomycetes; Agaricales; Schizophyllaceae
Product: WD40 repeat-like protein
Exons: 8
Coding region: 111-4472 (1453 amino acids)
Molecular function (GO): protein binding
Source: RefSeq, a predicted model, not a curated record